Phyllopteryx taeniolatus (common seadragon) is the source of this 3059-nucleotide messenger RNA. RefSeq names its product ankyrin repeat domain 13 family, member D (gene ankrd13d). The transcript is spliced from 16 exons. NCBI's taxonomy places the organism in Eukaryota, Metazoa, Chordata, Actinopteri, Syngnathiformes, Syngnathidae. Gene Ontology annotation, molecular function: protein binding. Gene Ontology annotation, cellular component: cytoplasm. Bases 750 to 2648 code for a protein of 632 amino acids. The record is from RefSeq and is a predicted model, not a curated record.
GGCUCCACCCACCACAACCAGGAAGAAAAACCGAGUCAAGCGACACAUCUGCUGUUCUGUCUCGUUUGAGCCAAAUGUGUCAUUAUCACAUGGAUUCCGCAGACUUAGUGAUGCGCUCGGAUUUCAAGUCGACUAGAGUUUAUUGAGCGUGGUCAUCAGCGGCUGCCGCCGGGGCAGUCGUCGAUGUCAAACUGGAAGAAAGGCCGGAUAUAUAUAUAUAUUUAAACAAAAGUGCUGCUAAUACACGAGGCAUGUGGGUGGCAAGCUUCCACAUCGGUCGUCGAUUCCGCUCAAGGCAAGAAAAUGAACGCACUUGUAUUUAAAGUGUACACCGCCUGAUGUGUUUUUUUUUCUCCUUCACAAUGGAAAAGUGGAGCAGGAAAAAACACAGUUGUUAGCCUAGCUCACUAGCCGUUCGUUCCUCACCGCUACAUCAAAUUAGUGGGCUGAGUUCGCCAGGCUAACUCAGCCCACUAAUUUAAAAAGAUACACACGACAUUCAGAUGUGUUGAACUUGUCGCAUUAGCAACGCAGAUAUAUUUCUUUUGUGACAGUUUUGUUGUUGUUGUUUUAACCAGCGAACACCUUUUUUUUCUUCCGUCUUUGGGUAACUAUGUAUUUUGCUGCUGCUUUGCCAGAGCUAGCCUGUUAGCUAACCAGCUAGUCACCUGAAGUCGCAAAGUCCCAUCACAAAUAGUUUUUAAAAAAUAUAUAUAUAACACUGUUGGACUGUCAAGCGAGCGACAAACAUGGCCCAAGAACAGUUUCCUUUGCAUUUCCUGGUGUGGAACAAUCAGUAUCAGGAGCUUGACCAGGAGAUGCAAAAUAAUGAGCAGAACCUUGAGCGGGUGGAUCCGAGAGGGCGCACCCCACUGGAGCUCGCAGUGUCCCUGGGCCACCUGGAGUCGACCCGAGUGCUGCUCAGAUACACCGCAGACCCGACACACUGCAACGCACAAGGCUGGACGAUUUUGCAGGAGGCAGUGAGCACCGGGGAUCCCGAGCUGGUUCAACUGGUGCUUCAGUACAGAGACUUCAAACGGGCGACUGAACGGCUGGCGGGCAUCCCAGAGCUGCUGAGCAAACUAAGACAGGCGCGGGACUUCUAUGUGGAGAUGAAGUGGGAGUUCACCAGUUGGGGUGACUUACCUUUGGUGUCGAAGGUGUGCCCCAGUGAUGUCUACCGGGUGUGGAAAAGUGGCUCGUGUCUCCGCGUAGAUACUACCCUCCUGGGCUUUGAACACAUGACGUGGCUGAAAGGACGACGGAGCUACAUCUUUAAGGGUGGAGAUAAUGGGGCCGUGGUCAUGGAGGUGGACCAUGAGAAGCAGGUGGUGUACACUGAGCCGCUUGUCUUAUCUCCACGUGAUGCGCCCUCCCUGCUGGCGGCCAUGCUGCCGUCACAGGAGAACACGGCUCAGAGACUCACAUCGCCCAUCGUCUCCACACACCUUAACACGCGCAACAUUGCCUUUGAGCGGAACAAGUCUGGGAUUUGGGGCUGGCGUUCUGAGAAGAGUGAGAUGGUCAGUGGAUAUGAAGCCAAGGUUUACAGUGCGACUAAUGUGGAGCUGGUGACUCGGUCAAGAACAGAGCAUCUGUCAGACCAGGAUAAAUCACGGAGCAAAGGUUCCAAAACUCCUCUCCAGUCCUUUCUAGGAAUAGCUGAACAGCACACAGCUCACAAUGGGAGUAACGUGUCCCAGUGUGCCAGUCCACAUAACCCCACGGCCAUCACAGCUGAAGAAUACUUUAAUCCAGAGUUCAACCUCAACGGCCGGGACAUUGGACGUCCCAUAGAGCUCACCAGCAAAGUGCAGAGGUUUAAGGCUAAUCUGUGGUUGAGUGAGACUCACCCUCUGUCGCUGGCCGAACAAGUGACGCCCAUCAUCGACCUCAUGGCCAUCUCCAAUGCUCACUUUGCGAAACUGCGUGACUUCAUCACCUUACGCUUGCCGCCAGGUUUUCCAGUCAAAAUAGAGAUUCCGCUGUUCCAUGUCCUGAACGCCAGAGUGACCUUUAGUAACUUGUGCGGCUGUGAUGAACCCGUGAGCUCAGUGACGGUUCACAAAACUGGGGGCUCAGAAGAAGCAGGGCAGUCGGCCGCUCCCUUUCACUGCGAUGUGGACCCCUCGGUGUUUGAGCCCCCGGCAGACUACACCACCCUCGGACCCGGGCGCAGCGAGCCUAUGAGAGACGAGGACGACAACCUGCUGCAGUUUGCCAUCCAGCAGAGCCUCCUGGACGCUGGCACAGAAAGUGACCAGGUGACCAUCUGGGAGGCCCUGACCAACAGUCGUCCGGGACCCCAGUCACCCCUCUAUGAGGAAGAUACUCAGCUGGAGAGGGCCAUUCAGGAGUCUCUGUCUAUUUCGUUGGCCAGCAGAAGAGGGGGAGACGACGCACAGGACCACAUCCAGCCCCCACUAGACUUCCCAUUGGAUCCUGCCACCAAUUACCCUCUGUCCUACAACACAGCGACUGAGCCUCCGUUAUCGGGACACUUUGGUGGGGCGAGGGGCUUCGAUGAGCAGCUGCGGAUCGCCAUGGAGCUGUCGUGCCGCGAGCAGGAGGAGAUAGACAGGAAACGUAAAGAGGAAGAGGAGGAGCUAGAGAGGAUCCUGCAGCUGUCACUCACCGAGAAGUAAUGUCACAUGAAUGAAGAGGCGGGUCUUCAUUGCGGGAACACAAACUCCUAAUUUAUUGUGAUUUUAUUUUUAAACCCAGAGUUGCUAAAUUAUUAGAUGUUUUAUUUAUGAUCAGAUUAAUGUCCCUUAAAAGUGUGAAGGACAAGAAUGGGUGUCAGAAAGUGCAAACAGGUACUCUGAAUCACAAUACAAAAAAAGGAGAUGAAAGGGAGUUGUUUUUAUUAUUCAGAAUUUGUUGAGUCUUGCUGUCUUUAAAGAGUGAUAAAUGGUCUAAAUUCUAUAAACCUGUAACAUGAUCCAUGUUACUGAUGAAGAAAAUCAUAAUAAACCAACAUAUACAAAUAAUAUGAGAAUCUUUGAAACAUUUGUUGACUUGCUUGUUUCUGUGAAAAAUAAAUAAAUAAAUGAUCA